CGCCCAUCAGGGCACAAGCUAGCAGAACAUUACAUCAUUUUAUUCUCUGGGAGUGCAGUUCAGUUGGGCAGCCGUGCAAGAAAGCGCAGGGUGCCAGCCAUGGAGUUGGAGGGGAGGCCGGCGCUGAUGCUGAAGGAGUGGCUUGAGCUGGAGUUCACCGCGGAGCUCUCCCGCGGCGGCUUCGGGUGCUACCCGCGCCACCUCGUCGCCGAGCUUCGUAGCACGCGGCGCAACGGCGACGUGAUGGCGAGGGUAUCCGCUGCGGUGAGGGCCGCGUUAUUCCGGCCAUCGGGAAGGGAGGGGGAGGUCGCGCUCGCCGGGAAUUUCCCGAAGAAGCUGCGUAUGGGUUUCUGGAAGAAGAGAAGGGGCGAGGAGGCGGUGGAGAGGAGGGUUCCCAGCUGCUCAGCGUCCACCACAGCCAUCGGAAGGAGGGAUGGUUCGUCGCCGGGGCGGAGUCGGGAGCGUGGCCAGGCGGGUGACGUCGGUGCAGGUCUCGCCGGCCGCCGUAACAGCGAAACAAAGGAGCAGGAGCAGGAGCGGAAGCAGCGUCUGAGCCCGGUCUCGGUGAUGGAUUUCCUCAGCCAGGAUGAAGACGACGAGGACGAGAACGGCGACGGCGACGGCGUGGAUGGAGACGACGAGACCGCGUCGCCGACGUUCCAGCGAAGCAUCGCCAACAUUCGAAGAGCAAGUCAAGAGUUGCUUCAAAAAAUUCGGCAAUUUGAGCAGCUAGGCGACCUAGACAUAUCUGACGUGGACGAUGCUACCACGACCACGGAGGAUGUAAGCUACAACAUGGCAGAAACAGAGUCCACAGCAGACAGUGAUAAUGCGUCAGCGCAGGGCAUACUAGACCUCCUAGAAGCAAGCUCCUCGGGGUCCAUCCACUGCUUCCAGAAGCUUCUAGUUGAUUUCUUUUGCGACGAUAAAACCCCGAGAAAUCUAGGUCGAAGAAAGGCAUUGUUGGAGACGGCCCAGGCAUGGUUGGAUGGGCAAAAUUGUUCAUUAAGACCAAUUUGGGCAGUGGUGAAGGCGGAGAUUGAGCCGAUCCAACGGUGGAGAUGUUUCGGGGAUGAUGAAAAGAAGUUACUAGUUGCUGAUCUUGAGAGUGACAUCAUCUCGUUGUUGGUCGGAGAAUUGGUUGACGAGUUAUAUUGACCGAUGGCAACGAGAAGAUGAUUUCUUGAAACUGCUUUUGAACAUGGAGAUAGAUGGACCAAGCAACUUUGUCCUGCAACUUUUAUUUGGUGUGUAUAUCAUCGAAGGAGAAGCACAUAUGAACUGGUGCAACCUUGCGAGAUCCCACAACAUAAUAUGGUGAUACUAUGAUGUUGGAAUAUCAGUGUUGUGUAAGUGCUUGUACAUUUAUGGGUGAUCUGCAAUCUAUUGGAUACAUGUCUUUUGCUU
Molecule: messenger RNA, 1407 nt
Organism: Hordeum vulgare subsp. vulgare (domesticated barley)
Lineage: Eukaryota; Viridiplantae; Streptophyta; Magnoliopsida; Poales; Poaceae
Exons: 3
Coding region: 100-1158 (352 amino acids)
Source: RefSeq, a predicted model, not a curated record